AUGCAUUUGUGUCUGGGUACACUGCGCGUCUCAGCCAUGAGAGUGGCUUUUUUGUUUUUUGUUGUCAGUGGAUAUGCAGCCGAUGAAAUUACACACUGUAUUCGACCACAGGACAUCAAGGAGAGAAGAGCUGUCAUCAUCCUUCGAAAAACAAGACUAGAUGCACCUCGAUUGGAAACAAAAUCCCUGAGUAGCUCUGUGUUGCCACCAGGUUAUAACUCUGACCGUCUGUCAGGAAGCAACCGGGACCAGAUCCUGAAACCAAAGCGGUCCCAUCGCAAAGCAGAUCCUGAUGCUGCUCACAGGCCACGGAUUCUAGAAAUGGAUAAAGAGGAGAACAGGCGCUCAGUUCUCUUACCAAAACAUAGGAGACGGAGCAACUUCAGCUCUGAGAACUAUUGGCGAAGGUCUUACGAGUACACGGAGGACUGUGACGGGGAAGAGGAGGAUGGCAGCCCGGCCAGGAAAGUUAAAAUGAGGCGACACUGAGGAUUGCAUUUUCCAGGCUCAUGGAGCUGAUGAGAUUGGCCUCUGGUCUGUGAAAACUUUCUCCUCCCUCUGGCUAUCUUCCAUCUAGCUUCAGUUUUGGUUUUUCCUUUCAGGCUGAAGAGUAAACAGGAAGGAUCUAGCAAUUUGUUUUUAUGAAUGGAGGAAUGCUGAGACAUAUGUAAGGAUGGAACAUGUCCAGUGCACAUGGUGUCCUGAGUCAUGGGUCAAAUGGGCAUCUCUCCCUUAGGAAGCAGAUAAAGUUAUGCCAGGCUAUCUGUUGGGAUUUCUUUUGAAAACACCAAAAAGUUUAACUGUUUCAUUGCGCAAGAUUCAUGAAUUGUAUUUUUGGUUGGUUUGUUGUUUUUUUUUUUAAUUUUGCUUUAACUUUCUUCCUUUCCGAAUGUUCUAAGUAUGAUGUUUGACCCCAGGAGCGGAAACUCUCUGUGGUGGCCUCAUAUUCCUUGCUUCACCAAAGGGCUCCUUGGCCUGUUCUUACCUAGUUGUUGUUGGGUUUGUUUUAAGGGUGCCCUGCAGUAACUGGAAGUUUGAAGUUUUGCAGACCUCUCUUACUGCGAUUGAGUUCAAAGGAUUUAGGAUGUUUUUGUUGCACUUUAGUACCAGUUUUAAAUGCCGUAGGUUUUCUUUCCACUCCCUUUUCCCACGCCAGCAUGGGCUCACAAAUUUGUGUCCCUGUGUGCUGCCCUCUCCAAGAAGAAUGUACUUGAGCUCUGGUUUCUCAGUGCUGGUCUGACCAGUGGAAUAUUUUGGUAGAGGAGGGAGAAAAUGGGGCUGGCUUCACCAAGGCUGGCCUAGCAUUGUCCUGAGGUCCAUAUUGGAGCCGCAGGGCUGCUGAGUGAGUGAUUGCAUUGAGUACAUGCUGCUUCCCAGAGCUGGAGAUAGCCAAGAGGAGUAGGAGACCCACUGUGCUUGUGAGGGCGCUUGCCUUGGGACCCCUUGAGAAGAGCUGUUCUCCACUGCCUGGGGGCCUGGCUUUGGGUCCCCUGCCCCUUUUAAGUGGAGAUUGUUGAGGCACCUCAGCAUCCCAUCCCAAGGGACUGGCUGCGCUCUGCUGGCGCAGGAACAGGCGCGCCCGUGGCCUCGGGGGAGCCGGGCGGCUCGGCUGCAGUCUGUCCCCUCCGAGGCUGGCUCUGGGAGCAGGGACACUUCAAGGGUCUAGUUCAGCCCCAAUUCAGUGCAUUCAGCAGCUAGUGCUGCAGCGGUUGCUGGCCGCAUCCUGGCUUGUUCGUGCCUGUGUUCCUGGGGUUGGGAGUUUUCUAAUUGCUACAGAAAAUGCUGGGAAGAAUCAGGCGUUCGGCCCUGUGGAGUUAGUGUUAGAAAGUUAGUGUUAGUCCUCUUCUCCCACCCGGUUUGUGUUAGCCCAGACCAAAGCCUUGGCGUUUUUCAAAGUUUGGGGCCCAACACCAUAUUUAGAACCGUACUUUUAAGAAACUUCCUCCAACUGAUUCUUUGAACCCAAGUGUUGCCAGUUGUAAGGAGUAGUCUUAUUUUAAAAUUUUUACUGCUUAGCCCUCCCCCAAAUUGUAGUUUUUCUUAGUGUCGUGUCCCUCACACACUUCAUGGUCUGCACGCUUGGCAAUAAAAUGAUGUAAUAUAUUUUGAAACCCGUUUGCUGCUGUCUUGAGGGGCUCCCAGUCAAAAAAUCCAACAAACCAAAACCCAGGUGUUGUUCCCCAGAGUGCCGUUCCUUGGUGAUUGAGCACGUUUGCUGACAUCUGGGUCUCUGUGUCCUUUUCCUUCCCCGUUGACUUCUGCAGCUCCUGCCACUUGCCUGUUGUUGGGGUUACUGCUCAGGCUGGAUCUAGCUGUCACAUUAGCACAAAGGAAAUUACCAUCACCUUCAGCACAACAGAUCUGCAAGGGGUUCAUAGCUGAGGUCCCCGAUGCCUGUCUCUGAUCCUUUUUAUCUGAUUGCUUUCCUGGUAAGAGCCCCCGUCGGCUCGGUGCGGAGGUACGGGCACAGCCUUGCAGCCAGCCUUUAAAGGAGCCUGUCUUGUCUGCCCAGAGAUCUGAAAGUUCAGGCUUCUGUUGCUUCUGAAACCUUUCAAAAGCCAUUUUCAGACCAUGCAUAGUGUUUGAAGUGGUGUUCCUCACCCUCCCAGCUUUCUGUAGACAAUCCAGGCCAGCUCUUGGCUCCAAACCCCCUGUUCCGGAAAACUUGGCAUUCCCCCGCUAGCAAAACCACAUGCAGGAAGCAGUGAUCCCUUCUCCUCCUUAUGGCUGGUGCAAACAUCUCAGCAAGGUGGGGACCCGCUAGCAGGAUGCCUCGCAACAGCUGUUUUCUAAUUGUCUUUCUGGGUUCAUCUUGGACGUGCCCUGUGCCCUCCUCUGUGUCAGGUGCUGCUGAUGGCAGCGGUGGUCGCUGCCAGAGGUCUUGGUUCCAUGCAACCUGCUCUUCCCCCACCACCAGCUCCCAAUUUUACUCCUACCUCUGCAAUACGGAUACUAUAACCUGGUGACUCAAAAAUUGGAGGAAAACUGCCUUGCCGGGGCUGCUUCCUAGAGCAGGGCUCCCAUGGGACAAGGCAUUGGCUCUUAUCUCUUCUAAAGGGUGAACAAGGCAUCUUGACGUCUUAUCUCUAGCCCAGUACCAACCAUCACUUCAUCCAGGUCCUUGUGCAGUCUGUACGCACGCAGGUAUCCUUCCUGUCCUGGUUUGUUUUAGUAUUCCCAAACACUGUGGUUGGGAGCUCUCCUCUCCUUCCUUCCUCCCUGCCCCGCAUCUGUGCGGUGUGCCUGAGCUGGCAGCCAUGGCUGGAGGGAUGGGAGUUGCUCCUGGGCUCUCCAGCCACCAUCUGUUCUCAUGUGCGUUCAGUUUUCAACCCGACUGGUUGGGGCUUGACACCUUGGAGAGAAAGAGUGGAACACAACCGGUCUGACCUGUGCCAUCUUUUGGGCCAGGAGUCCCCAGCAUGUAGGCAGGCCAUCUUCCCCACUUGUACAGACAUUUUCUAUACACACGGAUGUAUAUGUGUAGAUAACAUGGUUUUUUAACUCUUUUGCACUGAACAACAUCGGAGUGAAACCUUGAUUCGAAACCAGAAGACACAUUUUUCACGUGGAUCCAGAUGUCUAGAUCCCUUUCUGUAACCUGUCUGGUAAAACUGUGGCUCAGAAAUACCGGUGAGGCCCGUACCUGUUCUCUGUCACCAGCUGUGUCGGGCUUUGGGUCAGGCUGGUAGCGUGGGUCCGGCAUGGAGGAUGGAGGGUGGUAAGCUCCAGUUUGGCAGCAAAACUCCCCAUCGGCUCUGUGGGACGGGCUCAUGCACAGGCCUGACCCCGUUGGCUUUGUCAUGUCUGUCCAGUCAUGUGGUCUGACCUCCAUCCACCCUCAGCGUGUCAAUGUAACCCCCUAAACUGGGAAUAAGGCUGUGUCCAACGUGAUGAUCCCACACACCCAGACCCACAGCCCAGACCAUGAGAACUGUCUUUCCUAAGGAAGAGGGAGGAAGGUGGUGGUCAUCCCUGCUUUGGUGGGGUUUGUCCCUGCUUUUCUGCAAAAAGCAGGAGGAAUUGGGGUUUGUUACUGUUACCCAUAACUCGAGAAGACUCGGUGAUUGAACUAAAACUCUUGCAUCGGUCGUGUGGGCUCAAUAUGUCCAUGGGAAGAGAAGGAAAAGCUGUUUGCUGGGGGUAAGAGCUGGCCUAGGGAGGGGGUCUCUGUCUCCUGGCUGGCCUUGGCCUGCAGCUGCAGAGCCCAGCUUUCCACAUCUGCCUCCACACCUCCUGAACUCUCCUCCAGCUGUUAGAUGAGAGCUGUGACGCCUGGGAGCUGCCAUCCCAGUCCCGAGGCUUGGCUCAUCCCGGGGGGUCGCUGGGCCGUGGGGCUGCCAACCCGCCCUCCUGGCGCCUUUGGCUUUUGUCGCUGUUAUUAUCUAGCGCUUGCCCCUACGUGGUGUGAGCCCCAUGGGUUGAAAUGGCUGCCAUGCUUCGGGGGGGCUGGGGUGUGGACCCCCGCCAGUGGUAAAUAGUCUUUUAUCUGCCAAAAGCGUUCCCUUUCCCCAUUGGGAGGAGAAAUGUUUGGCCGAGAAGCGUGUGUCUGCUCCUUCCCGCGCCCCUGCCCACACUUACAAGUUCUGGCUGACUUUAAUUUUGUUUUUUAAAGAUUCUAAAUUUUUUUUGUUAUGAAUAAAAAAAAAAAUAAAAAAGAAAGUGGCAAUAUUUUUUUCUGUAAGCUUUUCCUAGGAAAAAGCGUGGUUUGUAACAAAGUUGUACAGUUCUGAAGUUUGAGAUACGAGAAGUACUGUGUGAAACGCUGUAAAUGGGGCAGAGAUUAUUUUAUGUACAGUCUGACACGGGGGGAAUCUUUUAAUUCUGGUUGAUUCUUAGGAAGAAUUUGGUUCUUCACUGUCAGGGUUUGGAAUUUCAUGGUUUCAUUAUUUUUUUUUUCUUGUAUAGAUUGCUGCAUUAAUUGAAUAAAAGCAGAAAGCAUCA
Molecule: messenger RNA, 4941 nt
Organism: Athene cunicularia (burrowing owl)
Lineage: Eukaryota; Metazoa; Chordata; Aves; Strigiformes; Strigidae
Gene: ALKBH5
Product: alkB homolog 5, RNA demethylase
Exons: 4
Coding region: 1-489 (162 amino acids)
Biological process (GO): mRNA processing; mRNA export from nucleus
Cellular component (GO): nucleus
Molecular function (GO): oxidative RNA demethylase activity
Source: RefSeq, a predicted model, not a curated record